Lingula anatina is the source of this 750-nucleotide messenger RNA. Its product is annotated as folate receptor beta. Gene Ontology annotation, molecular function: signaling receptor activity. The record is from RefSeq and is a predicted model, not a curated record. Gene Ontology annotation, cellular component: external side of plasma membrane. Lineage: Eukaryota; Metazoa; Brachiopoda; Lingulata; Lingulida; Lingulidae.
GCGUAUGAUAAUGAAGACAAUUCUGAUCUUCAGUCUUGUAUUAUUUAACAUACAAGUCUUAGUUCAGGCUGGUAAACCGAAGACUGCAGAUGACUACAUGAACAUGUGUGUUAUAUUGCCAAUGGAAGGGGCCAGCAAGACAGCUCCAUCGCCCGAGCCAGAUUUGGAGUGUCCCAGUUUCCGAGAAAAGUCUUGCUGCAACACGAACGUAACUGCAGAUUUCCUGGAGAACCACGUGUGGGGAACAGUGGUAAACUACGUCCACUGUCCAGAGAAACCGCGUCUUUCCCCAAAGUGCGAGAGACUGACGCACCAAGAAAUGUGCUUCUUUGCCUGUUCACCAAAUCUCGGCCCGUGGAUUGCCAAGCCAUAUAAAUAUCCGGAUAUCAACCACCUUGAUCAGGCACCAAUUUGUGCCAGCCAAUGUAAAAAAUGGUGGAAUGCCUGCAAAGAGGAAUACACUUGCCACAAGGACUGGAUCGCUGACAUGGACUGGAACGUUCCAGAGAUAAACAGCUGCAAGGAGGGCUCGGUGUGUAGGAAAUACAAAGAGUUCUACAGCUCUGCGACCGACUUUUGCAACACCAUAUGGCACGGUGCCUACAAGGUGGUGCCAGACUCGGAACCCUGCAUGGUAUUUGCCUUCGACACAUCGAAACCAAAUCCAAAUACAGCCGUGGCUCAAGCUGCUGCCGAGGAAAAGGCGACUGCAUGAAACCGCUUUGUGGCUAAAGUUAGAAUUUAGUCGAA